AUGGGUUUCCUCGGGGUGUACACCGCAUUGUACGAUUACCAACCACAAGGAGAAGGUGAAUUGGAAAUCAAAGAAGGCGACCUUCUCUGCGUGUUGGAGAAGAAUACCGAUGACGAUUGGUGGAAGGCAAAGAAGAAGGCGGACCGCGAUGACGAAGAUGAGCCUGAGGGAUUGAUCCCGAACAACUACGUCGAAGAGGCGCAACCGAUUCACCAGGCCAAGGCCCUCUUCGAUUACACGCGACAAACGGACGAAGAGGUAUCCUUUACGGAAGAUGCGGAUAUCUUGGUCUACGACACGUCAGAUCCCGAUUGGACUUUAGUGGGCGUUCACUCCGAUUACGGCUUUGCGCCGGCUAAUUACAUCGAGAUCGUCGGGGACGCCUCCGCCGCGCCUCUGUCCCCAGCAGCCGAGGAGGAACCACCAGCACCGUCCCUGCCCGCACGGCCUCCGCAGCCGCAGGUCGCAGAAGAAUACGAUGAAUCGCCUUCGUCGUCUCCCAUUGACAGCACACAGAACCCCGCAGCUGCUGCCAUUGCCAAUAUCAUCCACCAACAACACGCGCGCGCUCCAGUUCAAUCCGGAAGUACGCGAGAUGAGCCUCCACUGCCGCAACUACCAUCGCGAUCUCCGCCGGAACAGGAAGAAUAUCGUGAAGAAUCUCCACCGCCCCCCGCGCUUCCCCGUCGGCCUCCCUCAGAAGUUCCCACGCCGACUUUCUCCCACCAUGAUUCAGAGCCGGCGUCUCCUCCCGCUCACUCUCAAGCGCCUCAACCUCCGAUGGGUGGCCACAGUCGACCAUACGUCAAAGAGUCGCCCCCCUAUAGUCGAGGGGGAGACAUCAACCCUCGCUCACCGUCUGGUUACCACAUUUACAACAUCAAUGAGAUGGUGGAAGUAAUGGGCAAGCGCAAGAAGAUGCCGACCACCUUGGGCAUCAACAUGGCCACGGGAAUCAUUUUCAUCUCCCCGGAGGGUGAUGACCGCCAGCAGGAAUGGACCGCUGACAAGCUGACCCACUAUUCGAUCGAGGGCAAGCACGUCUUUGUCGACUUGAUCCGACCCAGCAAGAACAUUGACUUCCAUGCGGGAGCCAAGGAUACCGCUCAGGAAAUUGUCGCUGCUCUGGGUGAAAUUGCUGGAGCUUACCGUGCCGAAGGGCUCCGAGAGGUGAUUGCGGCGAGCGAAGGUGGUGGUGGCCAAAAGAAGGGCCAGAUCUUGUAUGAUUUCAUGGCGCAAGGUGACGACGAGGUAACGGUGGCCGUGGGCGACGAGGUCGUCAUCUUGGACGACAGCAAGGCCGAGGAAUGGUGGAUGGUACGACGCCUCAAGAACGGAAGGGAAGGUGUUGUUCCCAGCAGCUACGUGGAAAUUACGGGAUUUAUGCCCAGCCAGCCAUCUCCGGCGAUUGAUUCUGCCAAGUCGACCGUGGAGCGUAAUCGUAUGGAGGAGGCUCGAUUGGCCAAGGCUGCGGUGGGCAGACCUAGAACCGAUUCGCUAGAGACCAGCGAGCCGGAUCCAAGCAAAGUCAGAAAGUGGACAGAUCGGACCAAAGCGUUCACCGUGGAGGCAGAGUUCAUCGGUCUUCUGGACGGCAAGAUUCAAUUGCACAAGGUCAAUGGCAUCAAGAUCGCUGUGCCGGUUGCAAAGAUGUCGGUAGAGGAUCUCGAGUACGUGGAAAAGGUUGCUGGUGUCUCACUUGACGAAGACAAGCCCCUUUCAAGUAUUCGAGCUCGUGCAUCCGAGGAGGCUAAGCGCGGUCCGGCAGGCGCCUCAGUACGUGGUCCAGAGUAUGACUGGUUCGACUUCUUCCUCAAGGCCGGUGUUGGCCCACAUCAAUGUGAACGCUACGCGCAGAACUUUGCCAAGGACUCUAUGGAUGAGGCAGUCUUGCCCGAUAUCACUCCUGAGACUCUGCGAACCCUUGGCUUGAAGGAGGGAGAUAUUCUACGUGUGAUGCGCCACCUCGACAACACUCUUGGCCGUACUGGCUCCAAGUCCAAGCUGCGCAAUGUCAGCUUUGGGGGUGAGGAGGUCAUGGGCAAUAACGGCGAGGAAGGUGGAUUAUUUGCCGGACCGGGUGGCAUGCUGCGUAAUAACACCCGCAAGGGAAGGCCGGCUCCUGCUGUGCAGACUGGUGAUGUAGUCGACCCCAAGGCAUUUGAGCAAGCCGACACCUCUAAGUCUCAGGCGGAGGAGAGGGCCGCAACACCCCCAACUCCGAAAGCGUCAGGGGCAGUGGCACAGCCCGAAAAGCCCAUUGCUCGUGGCUUCGAGGACGAUGCAUGGGAGGUCAAGAAGCCUCAGGGGUCUGCCGCAGCAACCCCACCACCACCCAGCUCGGCCUCGCCCCCUCCAGCUCAGCCUGCUAUCCAGAAACAGAUCACCGGUGCCAUGGCCGAUUUAUCGAUUCUCCAGGCCCCACUUCAGCCUACCCAGGCAGCACCAGCCCAGCCAGCACCAUCUAUCUCGAGCAUUCCCGCCCUUCAGCCCCAACAAACUGCCGUACAAAGUCCCCCGGUGCAACAGCCUCAGCAGACAGGCGUGAAUCCUAAUUUCUUCAACCAGAUCGCUCAAAUCGGUCAGCAUCAACAGCAGCAGCAACUGCAGCAACAGCAGCAGCUUCAGGCUCAAGCGUUCAGCCCUCAACAGACGGGUUUCCAAACACAGGCCCGCCAACGUCCAGUGGCUCCGCAGACUACGGCUCAAAACACGCUACUCCCUCCCCCGCCGCCACGCCCUUUGUCAGCACCUCAGAACUUCACUCCCCAGCAGACCUCCUUCAGUCCUCCUCCUUUGCAGCCCCAAUUGACGGGAGUUCCUCAGCUGGGCGGCCUUCCCACGGGCCAGAACCCCAACGCUAUGAACCAGCAACGCAUGCAACCACAGCUCCAGAUGCAGCCUCAGGUCACUGGGUUCAUGGGUUCCAAUCAAUAUCAAAACGGAAUGAUGGUGCCCCAACCAACCGGGUUCACGCCGCAAUCACAGUUUGGUAUCCAGCAACAGCAACAAAAUCAACUUCCAUAUGCGAAUGGCCAGGCGGGUUUCCAGGGCAUGGCUCCUCAACCCACUGGCUUCGGUGGGUUUGCUCCACCUCAGCAGCCCAUGGCCACGGGCAUCAACUCCAUGUUGCCCCCAGCACUCCAGCCUCAACCCACUGGGGUCAACGGUUUCGGAAACAACACCUACUCCGUUGCUAAUCCCCCUCCCGUGCCUCCAAUCCCUUCGCAACCCACUGCCACGCCCCUGAUGCCCCAGAAGACGGGACCUCCUCCUUCGAUUCGAUUCGGAGUCAAGCCCGAAGGUCCCAAGAAACUUGCUGCUCAGCCGACAGGGAUGCGGGCCAACCUGGCUCAAGCUACGCCCACCAACCCCUUCGGCUUUUAG
Molecule: messenger RNA, 3387 nt
Organism: Penicillium diatomitis
Lineage: Eukaryota; Fungi; Ascomycota; Eurotiomycetes; Eurotiales; Aspergillaceae
Product: cytoskeletal protein-binding protein SLA1
Exons: 4
Coding region: 1-3387 (1128 amino acids)
Molecular function (GO): cytoskeletal protein binding; ubiquitin binding; protein-macromolecule adaptor activity
Source: RefSeq, a predicted model, not a curated record